CCAGAAUGAACAGCCAGCCCCUUCUCAUCGCUCUUGAAGCAAGUUACGUUAAUUUUUUGAAGGGAGCUGGUGGUUGCUGCCACGACAGAAUCCCCAGCCCAGAUUGAGCGCGGAUUAUCUUGCUUUGACCCUGAAACCCCACACACUGAAGUUAGCGACCCGGGAGGGUCUAUUUUUCCCACGUUCGGACUCUGGUCCAGAGCUCGAUCCUGGUGCAGGCACUUUUCUCCUCCAUCUAAUGUGCCCUUCACCACGUGUGCCCAGCGGAGCCUGCAGUGAACCUGCAGGGCGCCGGUUCGAGUGGGAAAGCCAAACCUGAUGAAGGAAGCAGAAGCGCGCCCUCUGAAGUCACGUGGUCCAGGCCACACCCAAGGAAACGACUAAAUCACGUGACACCGAGUCUAGGAACGUUUUUCUCACGUGACGGAGAAACCCCGGGUGGACCAAUAAGGAAGCGGAGGCCAGGCUGGCGGGCGAGGAGGGGAUGGUGAGCGGGAAGAGAACUUUAGGCAUUCCUAGUAGCUGCUGGGACUCAUUGUGGGUCCUAUCCCGUCCCGGUCUGGUUACAGAACAAGCUGGACUUUAGUGUUUAUGUAUCAUGAAGUGCCUGAUCACCGGGGGCAACGUGAAGGUGCUAGGCAAGGCUGUCCAUUCGCUAUCCCGAAUCGGGGACGAGCUCUAUUUGGAACCCUUGAAGGACGGGCUCUCCCUACGGACUGUGAACUCUUCCCGUUCUGCCUAUGCCUGCUUCCUCUUUGCCCCACUCUUCUUCCAACAGUACCAGGCGGCUUCCCCAGGUCAGGACCUGCUGCGCUGUAAGAUCCUAAUGAAGCUUUGUGGGGCCCGGCCAGUGAUGGACCAGGGCCUACAUGGGAUGUAGAGCUGGUCCAUGGAAGCAGAGUACCAGGCUGAUGUCCUACCUUGCCCAGUCCUUCCUGUCCGUCUUCCGCUCUCUGGUAACGGUGGAGAAGACUGUGGAGAAGUGCUGUAUCUCCCUCAGUGGCAGCAACAGCCACCUUGUGGUCCAGCUCCACUGCAAGUAUGGGGUCAAGAAGACACACAACCUCUCCUUCCAGGACUGUGAAUCCCUGCAGGCUGUCUUCCACCCAGCCUCAUGCCCCCACUUGCUCCGCACCCCAGCACGGGUUCUGGCAGAGGCUGUUCUGUCCUUUCCCCUCGCGCUCACUGAGGUGACACUGGGUAUUGGCCGUGGCCGACGGGUCAUCCUGCGCAGCUACCAGGAAGAGGAGGCAGAUAGCAGCAGCAAAGCCAUGGUGACCGAGACUAGCAUUGGGGAGGAGGACUUCCAGCAGCUGCGUGCCCCAGAAGGGAUAGCUGUCACCUUUUGCCUCAAGGAAUUUCGGGGGCUCCUGAGCUUUGCAGAGUCAGCGAAUUUGCCUCUUACCAUCCACUUUGAUGUUCCAGGCAGGCCAGUCAUCUUUACCAUUGAAGAUUCCUUGCUGGAUGCCCACUUUGUCUUGGCCACACUCUUAGAGCAAGACUCAUGUUCCCAGGACCUGUGUUCCCCAAAGCCCCACCAGCCAGUGCCUCAGAAGCAGGCAAAUAGCACACCCCACUUAGAUGACUUUACCAAUGAUGACAUCGACUGUUACAUGAUUGCCAUGGAAACCACCGUGAGCAAUGAGGGCUCUGGGGCACAGCCUUCCACUUCCCUCCCACCUGUCCCCCAGGCCUCCCAUGACUUUGCCCCCACUUCAGAGGAGGAAGAGGAGGCUGAGUCCAGUACAGUGCCUGGGACUCCCCCACCCAAGAAGUUUCGUUCACUUUUCUUUGGCUCUAUCUUGGCCCCUGCACACUCCCCGCAGGGUCCUAGCCCUGUGCUGGCUGAAGACAGUGAUGGUGAAGGCUGAACUUGAGAAACUGAAGUCUGUGUCCAAAGGCUUAUGGACCAGAAACAGGCCCAGCCACUGGCAGAGUUGGGCAUCAGUCCCUGGACAUGGACGUGGAAAAGGUCUAGGCCUUGGGCAGGCCCCCACUUGGCUGUGCUGCAGAGCUGCCUAGGCAACCAUGUUGGUCUGUGUUCUAUAUUUACUCAGCCUAUACCAAUCAUGUCUCUUUCUGGUGCACAGCUGUCACCUCUUACUUUGAGGCUCUGUAGUAUCUGGCCAGAGCCAGAAACUUAUCCUCCUCAGGCUCACUUGUCUCUAAAGCCUCUAAACAAAGAAAGAUCAGUGUUGAAUUCACUGCCAAUCAUGAACUCCCCUGUCGACCCUUCUGUGGUCCAUAGGAACUGUUUUCUCUUUCCUAACACUUGGGCCUUGGCUUAGAAUCCUAACAGCCUCAGGACCUGACUGUCACUGGUGUGGCCCUGGCCGGGCCCAUGUCCAGCCACUCAGUCGCCCUCCCAGGUGGCUUUGUACCAAAGGACUGUUGGCCCACUGUCUGGGAUGAGGGAAACACAGGCCAUGGCGAGAAUCCAGCUUUGACCUUUAUUCAAGAGACCAGAUGGGUUGCCCCAGGAUCUGGCUGCCAGCCAAGCAAGGCUGGAGACCCACAAUCUGGUCUGCCAUUGCCCUGAGCUGCAGCCUUGGCCCCAGGAUUCCACUUGCAGCCACCACAGGUGCUGGUGGGAGGGAGCCCUGGGAGAUUAGAUGCUGCUAUUGAUUCUUUAAAAAAUAAAGGAAAGACACUUUA
Molecule: messenger RNA, 2655 nt
Organism: Arvicanthis niloticus (Nile rat)
Lineage: Eukaryota; Metazoa; Chordata; Mammalia; Rodentia; Muridae
Gene: Rad9a
Product: RAD9 checkpoint clamp component A
Biological process (GO): mitotic intra-S DNA damage checkpoint signaling; DNA repair; DNA replication checkpoint signaling
Cellular component (GO): checkpoint clamp complex
Source: RefSeq, a predicted model, not a curated record